AUGAAGAUCGCGGUGAUGACCUCUGGAGGGGAUAGCGCGGGGAUGAAUGCGGCGGUUCGGGCAGUAGCCAAGAUGGCCAUCUAUCGUGGAUGCGAAGCUUGGGUGAUAAGGGAAGGUUGGGAAGGUCUAGUGAGGGGCAACGACGAUGCGUCGAGCAAUGCUGCCACUCCUAAUGGAUCGCCAGACACAUCGAAGCGCACAAUGGACGCAUUCAGAGACGCCCAUAAUCCUCAUGCUGCUCGUCAGGAAGCUUCCUCUUCUGCUACCGCCAAGUCGCCAUCUGGAGGAGCCAAUGAUGCGUCGGCUACCGCUGCUACUGCUGCUGGUAAUUCCUUGCCCCCCGAAUCAUCCUCCGUCAAGAGCGGCUUUGUGUCCACCUUUGGCCAGGGUGAGCUGCUCAGGGAGGGAGUGGGAGAAGCGGAAGAAAUCGGUUUGAAAGGACAGUACAUCGUCAGAGUGGGCUGGGAUGACGUGAGGGGAUGGAUGGAUCAGGGCGGUACGCUGAUCGGUACGGCUCGUUGCGCAGCAUUCAGAGAAAGACCAGGCAGAGAGAGGGCAGCGCGCAACCUCAUCUCGUGUGGCAUAGACGCGCUGGCUGUAUGCGGUGGAGAUGGCAGCUUGACGGGCGCUGAUCGCUUGCGGGCGGAGUGGCCUGAAUUGGUAGAGAGCCUCAAAAGCAGAGGCGAGAUCAGCGAAGCGCAGGCUCAAAGAUAUGCGCAUCUCAAAAUUGUUGGACUGGUCGGCUCCAUCGACAAUGACAUGGCGACGACCGAUCUCACCAUCGGUGCGUCGACCGCUUUGGCCCGCAUCUGCGAAGCGAUCGACAGCAUCAGCAGUACGGCCGCUUCGCACUCUCGAGCAUUUGUAGUGGAGGUGAUGGGCCGACACUGCGGAUGGUUAGCUCUCAUGGCCGGAAUCGCUUCGGGAGCCGAUUACAUUUUGGUUCCGGAACGUCCGCCCAUCGGGGAUUGGCGGGACAACAUGUGCGAAGUGUUGGCUCGUCAUAGAGAAGUGGGCAAACGCAAGACCAUCGUCGUCGUCGCAGAGGGUGCUAUUGAUCGAGAGCUGAAUGCCAUCAGACCCGACGACAUCAAGUCUAUCCUCUCCGAUCGCUUGGGCCUGGACACGAGGGUCACCACGCUUGGACAUACGCAGCGAGGAGGUAAGCCUGUGGCUCAAGAUCGUGUGCUAGCCACCUUGCAAGGCGUCGAAGCCGUCGACGCUUUGCUGCAGGCCAAGCCCGACACUCCUAGCUACGUCAUCGGUAUACGCGAGAACAAGAUCGAGCGGAUCCCACUUAUGCACGCCGUCGAGAUGACCCAACGUGUGGCAAAGUGUAUCGGAGAAAAGGACUUUGAUGGCGCAAUGGCUCUCAGAGACCCCGAGUUUGAGGAAGGGCUGCACGCCUUUGAUCUCAUCUCCAAGAUAGACGAGAGCUUCUUGGUACCUCAACAGAGCAGGAUACGCAUGGCGAUCAUCCAUCUCGGUGCGCCUGCGGGAGGGAUGAACGCUGCGACGCGCACUGCAGUGCGAUACUGCUUGGCUCAUGGCCACGAACCUUUUGUCGUGCACAAUGGAUUCCCAGGUCUGCUGGAGGACCACAUCAACCCUCUGAACUGGCUUCGGGUGGAUAAUUGGGCUGUAAGAGGAGGCAGCGAAUUAGGCACCAAUAGGGUUCUGCCCGACAUAGACUUUGGAGCGGUGGCUGCAAAGCUGCAGGAACACAAGAUCGAGGGCUUGCUGGUCAUCGGAGGCUUUGAGGCUUUCCAGGCCGUCAAACAGCUCAAUGAUCAGCGCGGCAACUACCCCAUCUUCAGGAUGCCCAUCGCUGCCAUUCCUGCGACAAUCUCCAACAACGUUCCGAUUUCUGAUUUUUCUUUGGGCUCCGACACUUCCCUCAACGCCCUUGUAGAUGCGUGCGACACGAUCAAGCAGUCUGCUUCUGCUUCUCGCAACAGGACCUUUGUGGUGGAGACUCAAGGUGGCAGGUGCGGCUACAUUGCCGUCAUGGGCGCUCUGGCUGCCGGUGCUGUGCUCGUCUACACGCCCGAAGUGGGCAUCGGCCUUCAACAGCUGGGCGCUGACGUUGCCUGGCUCAAGAAACGGUUCGAGUUGGACGUGAGGGGCAAGAGCGAGGGAAGGCUCGUGAUCAGGAAUGAACGCUCUUCGGACGUGUACACAACAGAAGUCAUCACCAAGAUUCUCAAAGAGGAAGGCAAAGAACUGUUCGAUGCUCGUUCGGCCUCGCUGGGACACACUCUGCAAGGCGGUGUCCCCUCGCCGCUAGAUCGAGCACGCGCCACUCGUCUAGCCGUCCGCUGCUGCGAGUUCCUGACCAUGAACGCGCUAGCUCUGCGGAAGAGCUCGUCAGCGUGGAAUCAGGACACGGCGGCGAUCAUCACCAUUCGAGGAAGCCAGGUCGAGUUCACUAGCUCUGAAGAGAUGGCUAAGCAGGCGGAUAUGAAGAACAGAAGAGGAAAGACGGCUUGGUGGCACGAGCUCAAGAACCUCGCAGAGCUCAUGGGCGGCCGCGCUGGCCUUUCCAUGGCCAACUUGUGA
Molecule: messenger RNA, 2559 nt
Organism: Ceraceosorus guamensis
Lineage: Eukaryota; Fungi; Basidiomycota; Exobasidiomycetes; Ceraceosorales; Ceraceosoraceae
Product: putative 6-phosphofructokinase
Exons: 6
Coding region: 1-2559 (852 amino acids)
Biological process (GO): canonical glycolysis; fructose 6-phosphate metabolic process; fructose 1,6-bisphosphate metabolic process
Cellular component (GO): 6-phosphofructokinase complex; mitochondrion; cytoplasm
Molecular function (GO): monosaccharide binding; identical protein binding; fructose-6-phosphate binding
Source: RefSeq, a predicted model, not a curated record